Molecule: messenger RNA, 1020 nt
Organism: Closterium sp. NIES-65
Lineage: Eukaryota; Viridiplantae; Streptophyta; Zygnematophyceae; Desmidiales; Closteriaceae
Source: the annotation of a GenBank genome assembly
AUGGCUACCCCCAGUGUCCUUACCUUUGAUGCUGAGGGUCGUGCUGUUGACUUUGAGGUCAGGGUCGAUGACCUCCAGCUGUUCCUACAGUGCGAUAGGGCAGACGGACUCUCCCUGUUCGAUCUCACCUCUGGUGCCUCUCCUGCCCCGCCUGCUACUGCUGACAGCACUAUUCGCUCCCAGUGGGCCACACGCGAUGCUGCUGCCCGUCUUGCUGUGCGUCGCCACUUACCGACCACUGGGCGUGCGCACUUUAGCCAGUACAAGAGUGCUAAGACCUUGGACCACUUCCUCUCAGUUUGCCACACAACAAUACCCGUUGACCUCCUCGAGGAGCGCCUCCUAGCAGCAGAGAAGAGCAUAGUCGAUGAAGGAGCCUCUCGUGGUGACCCUCGCACCCCCGUCUUUGAAGGGUGUUCCCCCUCCCCCCUCUUGCCCUCUGUUGCUUUUAUUGCUGCGGCCGACCUCGUUGGUUUUGAGUCGGUCGGCGCUGCGUCUGCCCCUAGCGGGAGACGCCGGACCGGCAAGGGCAAGGGGGGCAAGGGCGUUGGAGGGGCUGGCGGGGGCGGUGGAGGUGGUGGUGGAGGCAGUGGAGGGGGUGGGGGUGGUGGUGGGAGUGGUGGCGGGGGUGGAGGUGUCGGUGGCAGUAGUGGAGGCGGAGGAGGCGGCGGCGGUGGCGGAGGGAGCGGAGGCGGCGGAGGUGGCGGAGGCGGGGGAGGUGGCGGAGGCGGCGGAGGCAGCGAUGGAGCUGGUCGCAGCUCUGCGCAGAGGAGUGGCUCCGGUGGUGGUCCGCGCCAGCAGCAGCAGCGCAGUCGUGAGACCCCGUCCCCCCAGCAGCUUCGUGAGUGGUACGCCGGGCGUCAGCGAGGUGGGGGUACUGGUCCCUGCACCUACGUCCUCCGUACCGGCGACCGCGCUGGUGAGCAGUGCGGGGGCCCGCACUCCACCCAGCGCUGCUUCGGCCGCCAAACGGACGCGUGGCGUCACCAGUUCCUUGACGCCACUAAGAUCCCUCACUAG